AACUAUUUUGAGAUACAAUGGAACUAAUGUUCUUUACGUUGAGGCAGAAAUACUUGGUAGUUUUGGUUGUGACUAUACAGUCCCUGGUUUUGGCAAGAGUAAGUGAUUGUUAGGAAAGCAGUUAUGUAGGUAUAGUUGAUUUACAUUGUUGUGUUGAUUGGUGCUGUAGAGCACAGGGAUUCAGAUAUACAUAUUUUCUUUUUCAUAUUCGUUUCCAUUAUGACUUAUUACAGGCUACUGAAUAUAAUUCCCCAUACUCUGCAGUAGGACCUAGUUGUUUAUCUAUUCUACAUAUGUAAUAGUUUGCAUUAAGAGUAAGCCUUUUAACUGACCCUCUUGGCUCCAGUUCGUCCUCAAACCACUGUCCGAAUAACCUUUAUAAAAUACUAAUUUCUUCAUUCUUAAAGUUGUUCAAUAGCCUUCAGGAUGAAAUUCGUAUGUUUUAUCUUGGAUUCCACAGCCACUGCUGAAGUCUAACUUACUUUCUACUCUAAUGUCACAUGAUCUGGUUGCAAAGCUUAUAAUUGCCUGAAAGUCAUAUGCUCACUCUGGAGUUCCCCUUGUGGCUCAGCGGUUAAGGUCUGAUGUUGUCUCUGAGGGAUGUUGGUUUGAUCCCCAGCCUCGCUCAGUGGGUUGAGGAUCCAGCGUUGCCUUCAGCUGUGGUGUGGGACACAGAUACAGUGCAGAUUUGCUACUGCUAUGGCUGUGGCCUGGGCCACAGCUGCCUUUUACUUAGAGCAUCACUCUUGAGGGCAGAGAACAUAUCCUAUUCACUCUUGGCGAUGUCUUAAAAUGUCCAUGUUCAAAGAAGAUGGAAGGGUGGACCAUGUCCAUAUAUCCUGGUGCCUUUGCCAAGAAUAUUACAGGACAAUCUGUGUUUUCAUCUCUGUCAGUGAAUGAGAAGUGCUGUCUGGUCCUCUCCCUGGCAUGACUGCCUUAAACCACACUGGGGUCAGCCACACCGUCUUCUACUUGCUGGGCAUCCCCGGCCUUGAGGACCAGCACCUGUGGAUUUCCAUCCCCUUCUUCAUUUCCUACGUCACCGCCCUGCUUGGGAACAGCCUGCUCAUCUUCCUCAUCCUCACGAGGCGCAGCCUGCAUGAACCCAUGUUCCUGUUCCUGUGCAUGCUGGCCGGGGCCGACCUGGUCCUGUCCACCUGCACAGUCCCUCAGGCCCUGGCCAUCUUCUGGUUCCGUGCUGGGGAGAUCUCCCUGGAUCGCUGCAUCACUCAGCUCUUCUUCAUCCAUUCCAUCUUCAUCUUUGAGUCAGGCCUCUUGCUGGUGAUGGCGUUUGACCGCUACGUUGCCAUAUGCUACCCUCUGAGAUACACCACUAUUCUGACACACACGCUGAUUGGGAAGAUCGGUGUUACCAUCGUUCUGAGAAGUUAUUGUGCCAUUUUCCCCAUCAUAUUUCUUUUGAAAAGGCUGACGUUCUGCCGAAGUAAUGUCCUUCCACAUACCGGUUGUGAACAUAUUGGCUUGGCCAAAUAUGCGUGUAAUGACAUUCGAGUGAACAUCUGGUAUGGCCUCUUUGUCAUAGUGUCAACACUGUUCUUAGACGUCCUGUUAAUUUUUGUGUCCUACAUGCUGAUUCUCCAUGCUGUCUUCCACAUGCCUUCCCAAGAUGCUCGUCACAAAGCUCUCAACACGUGUGGCUCCCAUGUUUCUGUCAUCAUCCUCUUUUAUGGGCCUGGAUUCUUCACCACCCUGACUCAGAGGUUUGGACGCCACAUCCCAGCUCAUAUCCACAUCUUGUUGGCCAAUGUCUGCGUGCUGGUUCCCCCGAUGCUGAAUCCCAUCAUUUAUGGGAUCAAGACCAAGGCAAUUCGAGAGCAGGUAGCUCACCUAUUGUUCCCGAAGCAGAAAUAACUUUGCAGGAGGCGCAGAGCUUUGAGCAUCUCGCUGUCUGUGCUGUGGAAGAUAGAUGUGUUGGGGGGAGACACAAGUGGGAAACUGAGUCCUAGGAAACAGCUCAGUGAGUUCGGAUUCCUGAGGAAGGCCCCACUGGGAGGUUCUAAGAUUUCCAUCUUCUGCCGUCAAGGCAACAGAGAGAGGUGCCUUGUUCUCCUGAGCAUGAGCUAUAUUCUCUACAGAGCCUGUGAAUUUCCAGAGUCAUGAAUCAUUUAUGUGACAUUCUUGACUUGGUAAUAGGUGAAUCGGGUACAGGGUGCUGGUUUUGCAUUUGUUCAGUGACUUCUCCCUGAGUUUCUCAUCCUUUGCGACAACUUGUGACAUUUUAGACAAUCAGAUAAAAGGGUACAAUGUUUCAGUCAUGCAGGAGGACUGAGUCUUGGAUAACACUGUAGGUAUGGUGAAGAAUACUGUGUUGUACACUUGAACUUUGUCAGGAGAUUUGGUCCUAGGUUUUGCAACACACCUCCAUACAUACACAGGUUGGAGGUAUGAAAGGGUGAUGGAGCUGUUACUUCACGUGAUUUGGAUUGAUCAUUUCCCUGUGUAUGUACUCUAUGCAUCCAAACAUCAUGGUAUACUCCUUAUAAGUGUUCCAUUUCUACUUGUCGAAUAGACCUCAGAGAAGCAGAACAAGGAGAAUUCACCUCACAUACAACCUCUCAAAUGGUUAAUCAUUUGGUAUGUGCUAUUCCAUUUUUUUUCUGUCUGUAUCUCUUCGUUUCUGUGAAAAAGGAUAAAUGUAGAUGGGCACAUAUGACACUGUGUAUUUAGAAAAGGGGGGUGAUAUUGAAAUCAUAGUGUUUUAGUGUGUGGCAUCCACUCAGUUGUCCAUGGCUUCCACCAGCUGCCUGGGAGAGGGCUCUUCCAUGUGGGUCCGUGUUAAUCCCUGCAAUGUCUUGUAGAACACGGGUUGAGGACACUGGAGAGGAGGUUUUCUUCUUGGCCAAGCAUCAUCCCCAGGUAUGACCUUGACUCUCGGGCAGGGGAAAUCCAUGAUGCUCUAGGGAGCUGCCCUAUUGUAGCAUCUCCUGAAUGGAACAACCACCACAUGCCUUUUUCCUGGUUCCUUUUUCAGCAGCAUGUUAUAGUGUUAGAAUGGAGUCUGUGCUAGACAUAGGGGAUGUGACCAGAAACCUUUGCAUGAACCCAAAGCAACACCAUUCCGUUUGAAAGGACUGAUAGACUUGUGCCCGGGAAAGACAUUGCAUAGAGAUGGGGUCCAAGCUCCCCCAGGAGAGCCUCCUUGCAUGGAACAGAAAUGCAGGACAAGCAGAGAAACGGACAUGAGCUCAGGCUUAGGUCUCCAUCCUGAGUAAUAGCGAGGACGAGCUUGCUUUAAGAAGUUGUUCCAGAUGAGAGAGGA
Messenger RNA from Sus scrofa (pig), 3280 nucleotides. NCBI's taxonomy places the organism in Eukaryota, Metazoa, Chordata, Mammalia, Artiodactyla, Suidae. The record is from RefSeq and is a predicted model, not a curated record.